CAUGCCACUAGGGUUUGUUCGGCACGCUGCUCAUUGUCGGUUCCGGAUCUGCAACACUGCGCGUCCAUGUUCUCGAGAGCAGACGAUCAUCUGGUCCCCAAGUUGCCGGUUCGAGAUCCUGUGAUACACCCGCAAGGGAGAUGCACCGAAGCAACGAGGAUACCUCGCUACCAGGACCCUUCACCCUCUGUUAAGGCAUUCUCGUCUCGACGAUGUCGGUGCUUGACGCAUUCAAGAUCAAACCCUUCGACCUCGCACCCGUUUUCGUGUCCUGGAGCGAUGCCCCGCGUUUCCUCGGCAAUCCCAGGAAGGAUCCCCCCGUCAACGACUGGCUGGCCCAGAUCAAGGCGGGAUGCAUCGAACGCAAAGUCCCGAAGGACUAUUGGCACAAGGUCGGGCAGCACUACUUGGGAGAGAAGGCGCGCAAGCGCCUUGACGAAGUCAAGCUCGUCAUGAAGAACAUGCACGGCGGAAAGUAUAAGUGGAACUGGAAGUCCUUCAAGACUGCCAUGCGCAAUAUGGGAUGGGACAUCGAUACUGAGAAGAAGGAGGCUAUCGCUGUCAAGAGCAGGCCGUCGGGACUUUGGUGGAUCGUAGGCAAAGGGGAUGACUCGAAAGAGGCCGAGGCGGCGAGCCCUACCCCGCCCACGCCUCCACCGAAGCCCCAACCUAAGAAGUCCAAGUCGACGUCUGAGGUAGUAACUCGUAGUUCGCUUCCGACACCAAAGCGUUCCGCUACGAUGAGCUCCAUCGAGAGCGUAUCGUCCAUCGCGUCUUCCGUGUUUUCGUCCAAGAGCCCGUCGUCGAAGAACACUCCUGUCUCGACACCGCCAAUGACUCCGGAUGAUAUGACAGGUGAUGUACCUACGACUAUCACGCAUGCCCCAGUGUGGCUCGUGAACGCCUGUCAGGCGCUCGAGUCGCUCACAACCGAACAUCCUAAAGCAAUGAGCGCAUUGUCCGCCGUGCUCAUCACUGUUGGAUCUCUGCCCGCUCUGCCUGCCAUCUCGGCGGGCGUGGGCGGUGCCUUCUUGGCAAGCAGUACCGCUCAUGCACUUGGCUCCCUUGCCGUUGGGUUCGGCACGCUGCUGAAAGCACAGGCAGAUGGCCAAGUGCAGACGGGUGGUCCAAUGUUGCCCUCGGUACCACCCCGGACGUAGACGUCUGUGAGCAUGCUUGGAUG
Messenger RNA from Rhodofomes roseus, 1183 nucleotides. RefSeq lists its product as uncharacterized. The record is from RefSeq and is a predicted model, not a curated record. The coding region runs from base 213 to 1160 and encodes 315 amino acids. NCBI's taxonomy places the organism in Eukaryota, Fungi, Basidiomycota, Agaricomycetes, Polyporales, Fomitopsidaceae. The transcript is spliced from 4 exons.